Paramecium sonneborni is the source of this 785-nucleotide messenger RNA. Lineage: Eukaryota; Ciliophora; Oligohymenophorea; Peniculida; Parameciidae. The record is from the annotation of a GenBank genome assembly.
AUGUAGCCAUACUCUUUACCAAGUAAUUCAAAUGCAAAUAGAUUUUAAUAAGAAAUUUAAGUUCCUUCCAUUUAAAAUGAUUACAAUGUAAAUUAAGAUAAUUAAUUUGUUGCAUAAUAAAUAACAAAUAUUUAAUGGAACAAUGACAUUGAGGAAAUCGAUAGAGGUUUUACAAAUAAUGAUAUUUCCUAAAAUGAAAAUCGUAAUUAAAAUUAGUAAAAAAAUCUAUAAUAUGAAUGUAAAGAGUAAUAGUUUAGAGAAACUUAUUUAUUUGCUGUUUUAGAAUUAGUAUUUUCCAUUAUAUUAACAAUUAUUUGUUAUGAAAAUCAAGAUUUUUAAUACUAUUUUAUUGAUGAUAGCUUUUAAGUAUCGAAGUUAAGCUUUUCUUGCUGUUUUAUUUCAAUCAUUAUUUUAGUAUUAUUUUUCAAAAUUCAAACCAGAGAAAAUUAUGUAAAAAGUUUACAUUAACAAAGAAUCCCAAUAAAUGCUUAGAUAUGGUAGGAAUAGUCACCUGGACUUUAUUUUUUUAAAAUUAUAUUGUUUGCUCUAAUGUCGUGGUGUUUAAAACAUUGAAUCUAGGAUGUAAGAUAUUUUCAUAUAUAAUAUAACAAGUCAUAUACAUUUAAUUCACUUAAGGUUACAUUGUUUUGAUCCUACUUAUAUUUAUUAUAUGGCCUUAAUAUUGUUUAAAUCUAAUAAGUACUAUUUUAUAUACCAUAAGAAUACUUUUGUAUUGUUAUUGUAUUAACCUUUUCAUUUGUACUUUUUAUGUCAAUCUAUUUUGA